GGAAGGGGCUGCCCUUAGCGCUGCCUGAACGGAAAAGCCGGCUGCGGGUCGGGGUUACGGUGUCAUGGCUGCCGCCGGCGGUGAUGGCGUCCAGCUCAACAACGCGGUGCAGGAUAAGUUACAUCCGAGAAAUCUUAUCCCAGAACUUUGUAGGCUGUUUUAUGGUUUAGGCUGGGUAACGGGAACUGGUGGAGGAAUCAGCCUGAAAUAUGGGAAUGAAAUCUAUAUUGCUCCUUCAGGAGUCCAGAAGGAAAGAAUACAGCCAGAAGAUAUGUUUGUUUGUGACAUGAACGAGCGGGACAUCAGUGGUCCCCCAGCUCACAAGAAACUAAAGAAAAGCCAGUGCACGCCUCUUUUUAUGAAUGCCUACACUAUGAGAGGAGCGGGUGCAGUGAUACAUACCCAUUCCAAGGCUGCUGUUAUGGCUACCCUUCUUUACCCAGGGAGUGAGUUCACUAUUACCCAUCAGGAGAUGAUAAAAGGAAUCCAGAAGUGUUCUUCAGGAGGCUAUUACCGAUAUGAUGAUACACUGGUGGUUCCCAUUAUUGAGAAUACACCAGAAGAGAAGGAUCUCAAGGAAAGAAUGGCAAAAGCAAUGGAAGAAUACCCAGAUUCUUGUGCGGUUUUGGUCAGACGUCAUGGAGUCUAUGUAUGGGGAGAAACAUGGGAAAAAGCCAAAACAAUGUGUGAGUGUUACGACUACCUAUUUGAUAUUGCAGUGCAGAUGAAGCAGCAUGGGCUGGAUCCUUCAAAACAUCCAGCAGGAGAAAAUGGGAUCUUGUAAAUGACAGCAAUAUUCAGAUUUCUUAUGUGACUAUGGGAGUUCCGUUUUCCGCCUCUCACUCUUGAAGCCAGAAGGGGGUGCUCUUGUACUCAGCUGACUGACAGAUGUUGGGAGCCGAUUUUGACCAGACAUAUCAAAGAAGAGUUACAGAGAUCCUAAACGAUCAUUGCUGUUUAUGAGUACUGGCAAAAGCUACUUUAGGAGGAAUGAAAAUUAAUGUUCAAAGUGCUACAGAGAACUGAUGUGACAUAUUGUUUGUGUGAUUUAAAAAAUAGGAUUUUAACAAAUUUGCAUUUGCUGAUCCUGCUCUACUGCUGCAUCAUUUGACUUGUUCGAGAUAUCAGUUUCUGAAAGAUAAAGCAGUCCUUAUUCGUUGGAAGGAUACGAGAACCUCCCCUUAAUUAAAAAUUAUGCUCAAAAGGAUUGUUUAAACUACUGAUUAAUUUCUGCUACAUUAAUUUCUGUGAAAUUAAGCCUGUAGCAUGUGCAUUUUUAAGUCAAUAUUUUAAUUGUUAUUCUGUAUAGGAAACUCAUAGAAUUUUGUAGCAUGCAUUUGGAAGUUGUUGCUGAGAAAUUCCUCCAGGUCUUACCUGUUCUUUACCUUUUUUUAUUCACUUUUAAUGCGAUUUAAAACAGCCUUUUUUUUUUUUUUUUUUAA
Molecule: messenger RNA, 1442 nt
Organism: Coturnix japonica (Japanese quail)
Lineage: Eukaryota; Metazoa; Chordata; Aves; Galliformes; Phasianidae
Gene: APIP
Product: APAF1 interacting protein
Cellular component (GO): cytoplasm
Molecular function (GO): methylthioribulose 1-phosphate dehydratase activity; metal ion binding
Source: RefSeq, a predicted model, not a curated record